AUGGCACCAUCAGCCACAGAAAAGGGCAAGUGGUCGACCGACUUCGACACGGUGCGCCGCCAUGACCUCUUCCGCAACCCUCCCUCAGACAAGUCGGCAUACCCUACCCUCGCCUCGGCCGUCGACCCCCAUGUGCAAUCCUUCAAUGCUGUCUUUGCAGAGAAGGGUCAGCUUUACCAUGCUCUCCGCGACAUUGGAACCAAGACAUUCUUCGAUGGUAACCCGAACUUGCCCUUCUCAGCCGAUGGUCCUAGACGCAACAAGCUUCAGGUUCGCGUCAAGGAAGUAUUCCUCGACAAGAGCAUGCUCCCUCCUUCCAACAAGAUCGCCAAGAAGCGCGAGAUUCUGCCCGUAGAGUGCAGAGAGCGCCAUUGCACAUACAGAGGUCGCUUCAGAGGCCGUCUCGAGUGGCGCAUCAACGAGGGCGAGUGGAAGGAGAGCGUUAGAGAGUUUGGUUCUCUGCCCAUCAUGUUGCGCUCAAACCGCUGCCACCUCGAGGGUCUUUCACCAAAGGAGCUUGUCGACAAGAGGGAAGAAACUGAAGAGCUGGGAGGUUAUUUCAUUGUCAACGGUAUCGAGAAGCUGAUUCGUAUGCUCAUUGUCAACCGACGAAACUACCCCAUGGCCAUCAUUCGUCCCUCUUUCGUCAACAGAGGCGCAACCUACACAAAAUAUGGUAUCCAAAUCCGCUCCGUCAGACCCGAUCAGACCUCGCAAACCAACGUCCUGCACUACCUCAACGACGGCAACGUCACCUUCCGUUUCUCAUGGCGCAAGAACGAAUAUCUCAUCCCUGUCAUGAUGAUUUUCAAGGCUCUGGUCGAGACAAACGACCGCGAAAUUUUCGAAGGGCUGGUCGGUCCUGCUGGAAGCAAGGGUAUCGAAGAGAAGCAGUUCGUCACAGACCGUGUUGAGCUUCUGCUACGCACAUACAAGGCCUACAACAUUCACGGUCAGGCGAAGACCCGCGCAUACCUUGGAAGCAAGUUCCGCGUUGUCUUGAGCGUCCCUGAUGAUAUGUCUGACGAAGAUGCUGGUGUUGAGUUUUUGAGAAGAAUUGUUCUCCCUCACUUGGGUACAUCCGAUAACAAGGAGACCAACGACGCCGACAAGUUCCGCAUGCUGCUUUUCAUGACCAGAAAGCUGUACUCUCUUGUCGAGGGAGAAUGUGCUGUCGACAAUCCCGAUGCCGUCCAGAACCAGGAGAUCCUUUUGCCUGGUUUCCUCUACGGUAUGAUUGUCAAGGAGCGCAUCGAGGAGUGGCUGGGCUCUAUUGGCUUGCAACUCCGUGACUGGGGCAGAAGUACCAAUUGGGCAUCAAUCGUCUCGGACGAAUUUGAGAGAGACUUCAGCGCAAAGAUCCUUCGCCGAACUAACGAGAACUUGGCACAGGCUCUGGAUUACUUCUUGUCUACUGGUAACCUUGUCUCGCCCAGUGGUCUGGAUCUGCAACAAACCUCUGGUUUCACCGUUGUCGCCGAAAAGAUCAACUUCUGGCGUUUCAUCAGUCAUUUCCGCAUGGUCCACAGAGGUAGUUUCUUCGCUCAGCUCAAGACCACAACUGUCAGAAAGCUGUUGCCUGAGAGUUGGGGUUUCCUCUGCCCUGUCCACACUCCCGAUGGUUCUCCUUGCGGUCUUCUCAAUCACUUGGCUCACAAGUGUAAGAUUGCCACAAAGAGCGUCGAUACUAAGGCUAUCCCCGGCCUCAUCUCACAACUGGGCGUUACCGAGGCUCCCUCUGCAUCCGUCGAGGACAGCGUUGUUGUUAUGCUCGACGGUCGCAUUCUUGGUUUCUGCUCUCCCCAACAGGCUCGCGUGAUCGGAGACACUCUCCGCUACUGGAAGGUAGAGGGUACUCACGGCGUACCCGCCGAGCUCGAAAUUGGUUACAUUCCCAACUCCAAUGGAGGUCAAUACCCUGGUCUUUACAUGUUCUCACAAGCCGCAAGAAUGUACAGACCCGUGAAGUACCUCCCUCUUGAAAAGGAGGACUUUGUUGGUCCUUUCGAGCAGCCCUUCAUGUCAAUUGCUUGCACAGAGCCCGAAAUUAUCUCCGGAGACUCAACACACGUCGAAUUCGACCCUACCAACAUUCUCUCUAUUCUCGCCAACCAAACACCCUUCUCAGACUUCAACCAGUCGCCUCGUAACAUGUACCAGUGUCAGAUGGGAAAGCAAACCAUGGGUACCCCUGGAACUGCUUUGAAAUACCGUACCGACAACAAGUCAUACCGCCUGCAAACCGGUCAAACACCAGUUGUCAGACCUCCUCUGUACAACGAAUAUGGCCUGGACAACUUCCCUAAUGGCACCAAUGCCUGCGUUGCCGUCAUUUCAUACACUGGUUACGACAUGGAUGAUGCUAUGAUUAUCAACAAAUCCGCCCACGAGCGCGGCUUCGGUCAUGGAACAGUAUACAAGACCAAGAAGAUUGAUCUCGCAGAGGACAACGGCGGCAGACGUGGUCGUGGAGGUAAUGUGAAGAAGCUCUUCGGUUUCGCACCUGGCGGUCUCGUCCGUGCACAGUGGCGUGCAACCCUGGACGACGAUGGUCUGAUCGCUGUUGGCAUGAAGGUCAAGGAAGGCGAUAUCAUCGCCGCAUCGCACACCGUCACUAAGGAUCCUAUCACUGGCGAAUAUGUCAACCGUGAUGGUAUCACUCACUUGCACAAGUACAAGGAGCACGAGGAGGCUUUCGUUGAGGAGAUCAAGAUGCUCGGCACAGACACCGGUGGUGAUGAACCCUGCCAGAUGCUCAGUAUCAGACUUCGCAUACCCCGUUCGCCUGUCAUUGGUGACAAGUUCUCUUCUCGUCACGGACAGAAGGGUGUUUGCUCACAGAAGUGGCCUGCCAUGGAUAUGCCUUUCAGCGAGAGCGGUAUCCAACCCGAUGUCAUCAUCAACCCUCACGCUUUCCCUUCGCGUAUGACCAUUGGUAUGUUCGUCGAGUCGCUGGCUGGUAAGGCUGGAUGUUUGCACGGUGUUGCGCAAGACAGCACGCCGUUCAAGUUCAAGGACAAGGCAGGCGAGACCGCCGUCGAGUACUUCGGUCACCAGCUGAAGCGUGCUGGUUUCAACUACUACGGAAACGAGCCAAUGUACUCCGGUAUUACUGGUCAAGAGCUCGGUGCCGACAUCUACAUGGGUGUUGUCUACUACCAACGUCUGCGUCACAUGGUCAACGACAAGUUCCAGGUCCGUACCACCGGUCCCGUGACUGCAUUGACUGGUCAACCCAUCAAGGGUCGUGCCAAGGGUGGUGGUAUCCGUGUCGGUGAGAUGGAGAGAGAUUCUCUAAUUGCCCACGGUACAGCAUUCCUGCUCCAAGACCGUUUGAUGAACUGUUCCGAUUACCAAAAAGCAUGGAUCUGCCGCGGUUGUGGAUCCUUCCUUUCCGCACAACCAACCGUCAACCAGUAUGGUCACAGAAAGGGUGUCAAUGCCAGCAAUGUCAGGUGUAGAAGAUGUAGUACCAAGGCUACUGGCUCUGAGCAAAGAAGCGACACCUGGGAGGACGGCAGAGGUGACAAGUUCGUUGGUGGUUCUGAUGUCACUGUCGUUGCAGUUCCUGGUGUCCUGCGCUACUUGGAUGUCGAGUUGGCGGCUAUGGGUGUCAAGAUGAAGUUCGAUAUCACGCCGUAA
Aureobasidium melanogenum CBS 110374 is the source of this 3642-nucleotide messenger RNA. Its product is annotated as beta and beta-prime subunits of DNA dependent RNA-polymerase. The record is from RefSeq and is a predicted model, not a curated record. Gene Ontology annotation, biological process: DNA-templated transcription. Gene Ontology annotation, cellular component: nucleus; RNA polymerase I complex. Lineage: Eukaryota; Fungi; Ascomycota; Dothideomycetes; Dothideales; Saccotheciaceae. Gene Ontology annotation, molecular function: DNA-directed RNA polymerase activity; ribonucleoside binding; DNA binding. Bases 1 to 3642 code for a protein of 1213 amino acids. The transcript is spliced from 3 exons.